Messenger RNA from Symsagittifera roscoffensis, 909 nucleotides. RefSeq lists its product as uncharacterized. The record is from RefSeq and is a predicted model, not a curated record. Lineage: Eukaryota; Metazoa; Xenacoelomorpha; Acoela; Convolutidae. Bases 135 to 704 code for a protein of 189 amino acids. The transcript has 3 exons.
GGAAAUCUGUUCUCAACCGGGCCAAUAAUUUCACUUGAAACAAAUUUCACUCGAAGACCAGUUGAUUUUCAAAUACUUUUAGUCACAACAAGCAAUUUCUUCCAUCAAAGAUCAUCAAAAUCAAGCAGACGAAAAUGUUGUCUAUCGCCAAACUUAUCAGUCGUGUUCUGCUGAUGUGUUCAUUGGUCUGCAUCGGAGGUUUGAAAGGGUGGACUUGGCAUUCUCUGACGACAGGAUCAUGUGGCUAUUCUGAUUGGAUCCUUCUCGAAGGCAAAUGUCACUUUAUCAGUCCGAAUUAUUAUCAGAAGCAGGAAGAGGCAGCAGCUUACUGUUCGAAAUGGCGAGCCAAAAUGUUCACGCCCAAAGAAAAAGAGACGGGGCGCUUUGCAGUUGACUUCGUGAAAAUGCAAAAAACAAACAAAGCGCAAUAUGUUUGGACAAGCUGGAAAAUAGAACCCGAGUCUGUCAACAGUGGAAAAGGACUCGUGAUCAAAAGUUCUUCCCGCUCCGACUGGGUGUGGCCCGAGAAUAUGUGGAUGCCUAAAACAGGAGAGCCACACUCUUUAAACGGAGGAAUAAUACAGGAUGAUUAUCAUCGAGAGCUGUGUGUCGUAAUGGGGAAACACGGGGCUGCUGAUAUCAUGUGUGGAGACGCAUCGGUGUGGCGGCGACAACAUGUGUAUGCUCUCUGCACAUACGACUGAGACUUAAGCAGCAAUGAUGCAGCCCACAAUAUCAAGCAAAAAGUAAACAAGCAACACAAACCCUAAAAACAUACUAAGCGUAGACGAGGGGAAGUUACAAGUUAUAACUGGACUCGAUGACAACACUUGCUCACAUUUUAUGCUAUCAAUUUGACAGGAUAUGGGUAAACAGAGUUCAAUUUUGGGUUUAAAAGCGCCUAAGCUU